GAGAUUGUCUCAAACUUCUUUCAACGUUCUCAACAGUGUAUAUAUACUGUGACAAAAAACAUCAAAAUGGAAAGGGGGGUUUUCGAAGCUGCACUAGAGGGAGAUGUAGCAACCUUAAAGAGGUUGUUACAUGAAGAUCCUUUGAUUCUGGAUCGAACCAUAGUGAACACUUAUUCCGAGACCCCAUUGCAUGUUGCAGCGAUGUUGGGGUACCAUGAUUUUGUUAAGGAAAUCAUUACAACAAAACCCCAACUCGUUAAGGAGUUGAACUCGAAGCAUUCCUCCCCUCUUCACCUCGCGGCGGCCAAAGGGCACGUUGAUGUGGUUAGGGCUUUGGUGUUAGCUGAUCCCGGGAUGUGUAAGGGCCGUGAUAGAGAUGGCCUAACUCCGCUCCACCUGGCAGCCAUGAAAGGAAGACUUGAAGUAUUGAAGGAGUUGAUUGAUGCAAUAAGGAAGUCUUCUAGAAGUGGAGGAUUGGUUGAUAUGAUGGGUGUGGAUGAUGAGCGGUUGGGAGAGACCAUUUUGCAUUUGUGUGUUAAGCAUAGCCAGUUGGAGGCGUUGAAGAUUCUAGUGGAGAUGAUAGGAGAUGGUGGUGAGGGUUUUGUGAAUCAGAGAGAUAGUUUUGGCCACACCAUUCUGCAUCUUGCAGUGGCAGAUAAACAAUUUGAGACUGUGAAGUAUUUGGUGAAGCAUACUACAAUAGAAGUGGAUGCUCAUCAAGACUUGAUUGGGUUAACACCUAUGGACGACAUUACUGCACAACUUCUUAUGCACAAGCAGGGACCUAAACAAGCAUCGCAGCAGCACAUAAACAACGACGGACAAAUUCAAAGCCCCCAGAGCCAACAGUCCAGAAACAAGAAGAAAAACAAAAGAAAAAAGCCAAAUAAUAAUAAUACCAAUAAGCCGCCAAAUGCGAAAGAGCACUGGGUUCAAAAAAUGCGAGACGCAAUAAUGGUGGCGGCUUCUUUGCUCGCAACAAUGGCGUUCCAGGCAGUUAUCAGCCCUCCUGGCGGUUUAUUGCAAACCAACGACACAGUUAUAAGAGAGUCAGAUAUCGAAACUCCGGACUUAAAUGGUUUCUUUUCUAUUACAAGAAACUCCGAUUCCUUUGUCGCCCCUGCACCGUCUAGUAUAAACGACGGCACACUGAUAAAUGCUAGAAUUGGGAAAUCCGUGAUGUCUUAUUACAAGCCGCCGGUUUAUAGUUUGUUCCUGGUGGCCAACACCACCAGCUUUCUUGCAUCUCUCAGUAUCAUACUGCUGUUGAUAAGCGGUUUACCGCUAAACCGGAAGUUGUUUAUGUACAUCAUGAUGAUCAUAAUGUGGGUGGCCAUCACUGGGAUGGGGUUUAGUUAUUUCCUCUGCAUAAACAUGAUUACUCCGGACAGGAAUAACAUGAAUAUAGGACUUAACUUGUACAAAAUUGGGGAGUGUUUGUUUGCAGGGCUUGCCGUGAUUCUUGUGUUAGGGCACACAAUUCAGAUCACAGUCAAGAUGCUAAAAUGGGUGUUCAGAGCAUUGAAGAGAAAGCCAAAGAUGAAUUCAAGUCGUUCUAUGGAUAUAGACUCUUGUAACGAGAUAUAUGUCACAUGA
This is a messenger RNA of Ipomoea nil (Japanese morning glory), 1596 nucleotides long. Its product is annotated as ankyrin repeat-containing protein ITN1-like. The transcript has 2 exons. Lineage: Eukaryota; Viridiplantae; Streptophyta; Magnoliopsida; Solanales; Convolvulaceae. The record is from RefSeq and is a predicted model, not a curated record. The coding region runs from base 67 to 1596 and encodes 509 amino acids. Gene Ontology annotation, molecular function: protein binding.